Messenger RNA from Paramecium sonneborni, 5460 nucleotides. The record is from the annotation of a GenBank genome assembly. NCBI's taxonomy places the organism in Eukaryota, Ciliophora, Oligohymenophorea, Peniculida, Parameciidae.
AUGAAAAUGUCACUCCUUCAACUUGAGCGUUCUUAUUUGGAUGCUUUAUCAGAGUUUGGUGAACAAGCUCCUAAAACAAUUCAAGCAUGUGUGACUCUUAUAGAACUGCUCAAUUAAACUGGUCGUUAUUAAAUUCAACAGAAAUAAUAAGGAGAGAAAUAUUUUUAAAGAGCUAUAGAAUUAGCAUCUAGAUUAUAAAUGGAAGAAAUGCUUAAUUUAAAAUAUUCCACUUUUAUGUUAUAUGCAGAAUAUCUAGAAUUUCAACAUCAUAAUAAAUAAGCUUACAAUCUAUUAAUUUAAUUAAUCCCAUUAUCUAAAACUAAUUAAAGAAGCAUUAUUAUGACACAAAUCUAAAUCUUGAACCAUAUUAUUGAGAAUGGAAGACUUUGUAAAGUUGCAAAUAUUGUGAAUUUAAAUGAGAAAUUGUUGAAUCUAAUGGAAGAAAUUGGAUUGACAUUUUAUUUAUACAAACAGUUCUCAAAGAAGUUUUAAUAAAUUUUAUUAUAAGCACUCUCAUUGUAAGCUAAAAUAUAUCAUAAAUAAAAUAAGGAUAGGGAGGCUGCUUAGUUAUAUUUUUAAUCAUUUCAUCUUUCAGAAGAAUUACUUGGAAUUCAUGAAAGGAGAACUUAAGAAUAUAAAAAAUUGUAUGAAUAAUUAAGUGAUAAGUUAUCAGUUAAUAUAGAAAUUUAAAGUUAAGAUGAAGAUGAAGAUGAAAACCCUUAAUAAAUUUAAGUUACACCAAGAGAAGAAAUUCUUAAAUCUUAUCGCCCUAAAUAAACAUCUUUUAAUAAUUAUAUCAUCAAUGUAGAUUCUGCUCGGGCGCCUAAACCUUCAAAAAAAGUAGAUAAAUUUAAUAAAUUACCCAUUACUACCUCUAUUCAUAAACCUAAUCUUUCUAUUAAAGACACACCUUUAUAAUCUUUAUUUAUUAUUAAAAACCAAUCUAAAACACCUAUCAACUCUUAAACUACUACCAAGUUAACUAGUCCUAAUAGAGGUACCUCUUUUUUGUCAAAAAAAACAACUGAAAGAUUUCAUAAUAAAAUGUAUUCUUUGGAAUAAAGUGCCUUAAGGGAAUUAGAGGAUACAUAACAUCCAAAUUUAACUAAUGAAUUGCUCAAUACUAGACCAUAAUAUGAAAUCAAAUAAUUUAAAAGAAUUGAAUUCUAUAAAUAAAACACUUCAAAGCAAACUACAUCCACUUAUUAAAUUUAACUUACUAUUCCUACUAGACCUUAAAUCAGAGAACCGUCUAAAAAUAAUAUUACUACCAAAAUAGAUAUUAAAAAAAUAUCUAAUACUCCAAGCACCUAAAAAAUUGAAAGACCUUCAUAAAAAAAAAUUUUAGCUCCUGAAAUUUAACCAUCUACUUUAAAUAUUAAACCGAUUGGAAGUGCUAAAAAUUUAGCAAAUGAUAAUGAUGAAGAUAUAAUUAAGUAGGAAGAGAACAAAAAUUUAUCAUUUGAAAAUGAUGAACCAAUAAAAGUGCAUUCUCCUCAUGAUUCGAUUAUUGCUAAAUACUUAGAAACUCACUCUAUGGAAACAUUAUUAGAAGCUGUCUAAAAGAUUAAGGGAAAACUUAAAAAAUAUGUUCAACACUCUAAUAAAAGAAAAAAAGAAUUGUUAGAGCGAAAGCAUCAACAUUCUCCUAUUAGAGCUACAAUGAAUAAUAAAUAAUAGCAAAUUAGUAGAUCGAAUACUUUAAUAGAUAUUGUUGAAAAAAAACUACUUGAAAAUGAAGCUAGUAAAAUAAUUUAUAAGUUUUUUUCAUCAGCAAAUACAUUGGAAUGGUAUCCAGUUCAUUUUUAUGAUAAAUUAUUUACAGAUUUUGAGACAUCAAAAUGGAUUCUUGAGAAUCCUAAAAUAAGAGGAUAAUUCUUGAAUAAAUCUUCUAAAAAUGACAAUUGCCAUUAAAUAAACAUAGAACAAAUAUAAAAUAUUAUCUUCAAUUUAAAACGUUAAUUAGCCCUUUAAGUAAUUGGAUCAAUUGAAAUUUCGAAUCACACAAGAAGAGUUUAAUUUAGAUUUAUAAUAGACACACUUGUUGAAAAUUAUAAAGAUGUAUAAUCUUAUGAUGACAUGAUGGAUUUAUUUGAUUAAUUACUGAAUAUAUAUUUACAGCAAGAAGAUUUGUUCAGUGAAUGGUUAGAUAAUCGAAAAGAGUAAACUCUUUUUAGAGUAGGUCAUAGUAGAACUGGUAAUUCAGGUUAAAAAAAGCAAAGCCAUGAUCUAGAGUUUACAAAGGAAUAAAGAAUAGAAUUAUAAGAGAAUAUGUAAUAUUAUUAAUAUCUUUUAUCAAAAGUACUUUUUUUAAUCAAAAGAAUGAGUUACAUAAAAACAAUGAAUGGUUAUAAAUUUAAGUCAGUUCCUCAAAAUCAUUAAGUUUCAAUUUAAUAAUAUAACAAUUCAAUAUAUUAGAAAAAAAUAGAAAGAAUUAAAUAAUAUUUUCAAUUUCGAGAAUGUGAAAUUUAAAAUUUAGAGAAUAAACCAAUUUUCAGUAAAAAGAGACAUCGUAAAAGAAAUAAAGAUAAACAUCUAUUUAUAGCUUAAGAUAGAAAAUAAACAAUAAUAAGAGAAGCUACAUCUUCUGCAUAAGAUGAUGAAUCACAACUACCUUCAUAAAGAGAUAGUCCAUAUGUAUCUUUGAAAGAUACUGGUAUUAUAAUAGGAAAUGAGUUAUAAUCUCGAUAAAUUAUUUUGGGAGCAGAAACUCCUCUCAUUUAACCGUUAUUGAGACAAACAGUAGCAAAAUCUAAUUGGAAGAAUAUGGCUCAUCAGGAAGCCCCUCCUUAAUUAAUUGAUAUAUUUAAUUUAGAAACUUAAGAUUAUUUAUAAAGAUACUUUCCUGAAUUCAAACUAAAUGUACCUUCAGUUGAUUAUCAUCCUGCACCAGCACCAAGUAACAGAAAAUUAUUGACUGAAUCACAUUAUCAUUUUAGAUAAGAAAUAGCAAGCAAAAAAUAUCUCAAAUUGGAAUAUAAACCAAUUUAUUCAGAAGAUUAUUUAAUUUUAACUUAAAUUGUUAAAAUCGAUUAAUAAUUUUAUUAUCUUACUUUAUCUAACAAAUUACAUUUAAAAUAAGUUUUUGGAAGAGAUCUAUGGGAAGAUGAACUAGAUAUCUAAUUGAAAUAGUUAAUUAAUUAUUCUGUUGGAAGAACUGGAUAUAUUAUCGAUUUGAUAGAACUAUAGAAUAGAUUAUAGUAAAAGCUAUAAAUUGUUAAUUGUAAAAUUUAACUAAAAUAGGAUGAGGCUGAUAAUUCAUAUUAAAAAAAACUAAAUAAGAUUUUUAGAGUAAACAAAAGACUAUAUCAUACAAUUUAAUCAUUAGAGUUUAUUGAAGAAGGACUAAAAGAAUUAUCUUAAGAAAGUAAUAGUUAAUAAGAAGAUGGUGUUGAAUUAAUUGAAGAAUAAAAAAGAGAACCCCUUAUUGAUAUUAUGUUUUUACUUGGAGUUUUAAAUAAUAAUUCAUUUGUUGAAUAUCAAAAUUAUUUACCUAGUUGUUAUCUAUUAAAAAAUUUAAAUGGAAAGAUUAUGCUUUAAGAUCCUGAUUAACCUAGAAAACCAAAAUUUCCUUUUAGAUUAAUCUUAUCUCAUGAAGAUAUGAAUAAACAUAUAUCCAGAACGAAUGAAUAAACUAUUAAUGCCAAAGAUAUUACGUUGUUUCCCCAUUAUAACUCUGUAUUUCUAAUCAAACAGAAUUAAUUUAUUUACAAACCAAUUGGAGUUAAAUUACGUCUUCUAUCAGAUCUUAAAAAAAUGCAUUAAGACAUGAGAAAUGCCUUUUCAAAAGCACAUCUAUUAAUAUAUUAUAAUAAUCAUUAAAAAAUAUCACUUUAACUUAACUCUGAAUAGACAGAAAAAUGGGCUCAUUUAUUCUAAAUUGAUGGACAAAUGCGUUAACAUAUUUUAAAUUAUAAAACUAAAUUAAAAAAAACUCUUGUUGGAUUUUAAUUGUAUCAAAAUGAAAAUAGAUUUUCAUAAUCAAAAGAUUUAAGAUUUUUAUUAAUGCAAGAUAAAUCUACUUAAGCUAAAUAAUAUUUUCUUUAAACAAAAAUUAAAUCAAUUGGUUAUGUAUUUGUCUCUGCAAAAAUUCAUUCCUCACUUAUGUUAAUUAGAAUUAUGCCAGCUGGUAAUAAGAGUAAAUCUCAUCUUUUUUUAUAUUAAAUUAAUCGUGAAGAUCCAAUUACAUUAAUUUAUACCUUAUGCAAAUAGUUUAUUCUAAAAACAACUUAGACAUAUUCCAAAUUAGAAUUAAUGCCUAUCACAUAAAAUUUAAUACGUAAACAAUAUCUAUUAUCUAAUAAAUAUCAUGAUAACAAUGUGUUAAUUGGUCAAAAAUCUUAUUCAAGAGUAGUUUAUAAGUAAAUUAAAAAAAUAGAUAAAAGUUAUUUUAUAGUAACAAUUACUUUAAUUAAAAACUACUUUUAGAUUUACCUUUACAAUCAAAGUAAUUGCAGAAAAUUUUACUUUACACUUCACAGAUCUGAUUUUUUAAUUAUGAAUUAAUAUUUUUUAGAUUCUAUAUUUCCAGAAUAACCUUAUGAAGUGGUCGAAUAAUUCUUCAGACCUUGGAAGUUAAAUGAAAUUUAAAAAAUAUAUUCUCUAAUAAUCAAAGCGCCUGAAACAUUUAGAAAGAGAACGCAAAUGUAUAUUCAACAAAUUAAUAAUACGAAAAAGAAUUUUAAAAGAUCUGCAACAUCUAGUUUUUCUAGCCUUAGUGUUAUUUAAAGAUAAUCUACUUUACAACUUAAUAAUAUUACAGACGAAUCUAAUGAAGAUAACUUUAAUAAAACAUGCUGGUUGUUUGAUAAAUUGUUAUUACGUAAAUCCGAUAGUGUAUUUGAGAAAAAGUUAUGGAUGGAAAUAAUUAAUUAGAUGAAUAUUAGUUUGAACCUUGUUAUAUUAGAUACUUUUAAGACUGUUCUAUCUGAAUUAGUUUAUUUUAAUGAUAGAACUUGUAAUUUUUUAUGUUAUAUUCCAUGUCAUGAAAUUUUACAAUCUUUUAGAUGGCAGCCCAUAAGAUUAAAAAUUUAUUCAUAUGAAACUUGUAAAACUGUAGAUGUACCAAUAAGUAUAAGAGGAAAGUAAGUUCAUGUUUAUAAAUAAAGUAAUUCUUUAUAUUUAAAUUAUUAAAUUAAUCAAAAAAUCCCAAGUAAUUAGGAAAAUAUGAAAGUGAAUAAAAAUAAUGAUUCAGAGUUUAUUAAAUAUUAAUUACUUUAUAAAGGAGCAUUUAUGAAGCAUAAGAUGCUUUUAAUAGCUAUAUAUUUAUAUAACGAAGUUUUUCAAGUUCGGAUCUUUAGCAAAUCUAAUUCUUUAUCUAGAAAACUAAAUGUUAAUUAAGUUGAACUGAAAAUUCCAUAUAUUAGAUAAUUAUUAAUAUUAAAUCCACAAGAAGCUGGCAGAAGAUUAAGUAUUAUAUAUAGAAAUAACUUCAUUCAUGCUUCAUUUUUAAAGUUAUGA